Molecule: messenger RNA, 2715 nt
Organism: Electrophorus electricus (electric eel)
Lineage: Eukaryota; Metazoa; Chordata; Actinopteri; Gymnotiformes; Gymnotidae
Source: RefSeq, a predicted model, not a curated record
UUUCGCUCGUAUGUGUAUAAGAUCGUUGUUUAAUUCAUCUCCUUUUCUAUUUCUUUUGGGCCUCUUAAGUAUGGAGCCUCCUGCAGAGAGUCCAGAAGAGCAGGACUCCUGUGGGUGUGACUCCAAGCCAGGGGUGCAGGGAGAGGUCUGGGGCAGUGAAGGCCAUGCUGAGGUCCACAGGCCUUCAUCGGAUGGGAGCAAGAGAAAGAAGAACAGGAAAAAGAGACUGUGGAUCAAUCUCACUAACUGUAAAUAUGAGAGUGUACGUCGUGCUGCUCGCAGAUAUGGCUUGCGAGAGGCUGGAGAAGGAGAAGACUGGACUUUAUUCUGGACAGACUUUUCUGUGUCUCUGGAUAGAGUCAUGGAUAUGAAACGAUACCAAAAAAUCAACCAUUUUCCUGGAAUGAAUGAGAUUUGUAGGAAAGAUCUUUUAGCAAGAAACAUGAACCGUAUGCUGAAGCUCUUUCCCAAAGACUAUCACAUCUUCCCCCCCACGUGGUGUCUCCCUGCAGAUUACAGUGAUUUUCAAGCCUACACAAAAGCCAGAAAGCACAAGAUCUACAUUUGCAAGCCAGAGUCAGGUUGCCAAGGUCGCGGUAUCUUUCUGACCAAGACGAGUAAGGAUAUUCGGCCUGGCGAACACAUGAUCUGCCAGGUGUAUAUAUCCCGGCCAUUAAUAAUUGAUGGAUUCAAGUUUGACCUGCGCAUUUAUGUGUUAGUGACUAGCUGUGACCCCUUCCGUAUCUUUGUGUACAAUGAGGGGCUGGCCCGUUUCUGCACCAGCCAGUACAGUGAGCCCACCAGCAGCAAUAUGGAUGAUAUCUGCAUGCACCUGACCAACUAUGCCAUUAACAAGAACAGUGAGAAUUUUGUCCGUGAUGAUGACACAGGCAGCAAACGGAAGCUCUCUACCUUCAACAAGCAUCUGGAGGCCAUGCAUUAUGACCCAGAGAGGGUGUGGGGGGAUAUUGAGGAUGUGAUCAUUAAAACCCUCAUCUCUGCUCAUCCUGUUCUCAAGCACAACUACCACACCUGUUUCCCCAACCACACUGCCGGCAGUGCCUGUUUUGAGAUCCUGGGCUUCGACGUGCUGCUGGACCACCACUUAAAGCCUUGGCUGCUGGAGGUGAACCACUCACCCAGCUUUACCACAGACUCUCAUUUGGACCGGGAGGUGAAGGACGGCUUGCUGUAUGACACACUGGCACUGAUUAACUUGGGGGCAUGUGACCGCAGGAAGAUUACAGAAGAGGAGAAACGCAGAGUAAAAGAGCGACUACAGCAGAAUCUAUCCAGACAGGCCAGGAAUGAGGAUCUUCGCCAGUCCCAUGCAGCCAAUGUGGAACAGAUGCAGAGAUACGAAGCCAAACACCUGGGUGGAUUCCGUCGGAUCUACCCCAAAGAGGGAGGGGAGAAGUAUGAGAAAUACUUUGAACACAGUAGCUCCCUCUUCCAGGAGACCACAGCCUCGAAGGCGAGGGAAGAAUGCGUUCGGCAGCAGCUGCAGGAGCUCAGACUGAAGCAGGAGCAGAAGGAGAAAGAACAGAAGGGGAGUCACAGGCGUGAGCUGCAGGGCGAGUCUGCAGGAGAGAGAGCCCAGCCACGCAAAGCGCCAGCUCACCCUAAACACUCUGGUCUGAACUCUCAGCAAGAUCAGCUGUCCAUGCCUCCACUUCCUGCUCCAGGAGGAGGAACUUCCUUAGCUGUGAUUGUAUCAGAGGAUGAAGAGGUAGAACGAAUCAAUGGCCUCCUGGAAAGGAAACACCUGUUGCGGGAACUAGGCGUGGUUGAUCAGGUGUACCAGCUUCUACAGGUUGCCCAACCUCUGCCUGAUUCUACCAGGCGCCCAUAUGAACAAGCCAGUUUCCAUUCCCACAGUACAUAUGACAGACCCAGCAAGUUGUAUUCUGUGGCAGAGAAACCCCCCUGUGCUGAAGUUGUGCAGCAGGUGCCUCUGGGAACCAAACCCUGCCUGCAGUACAUGAACACCCACCUCCUGCAGCAUAGCUGUGCCUGGGCCGCUCGCGACGUGGGGCUUCGGCAGCCGGCCCUGAGCGAGCCCACCAGCGUGCAGCGCUAUGUGCUCAAUAUGGCGACUGCAUCUGACACAGAGCAGCGAGCUGUUCCACAUCACAGGAAGGCUGCCAGUCCUCACCACACGCCGUGGUCAAUUACGAGCCUUCUUGCUAGGCAAACCAGUAUGAGCUGCUCAUUGGCUGAGUCGAGGACACGGGUUGCCAUGGCCACGGUGCCACAGCCGAUCCCAAAGAGACUGCACUGCACUCCAGUGUCUUCAGACCCUAAAGCCAUGCAGAGUCUGUUCAUCAUCUCCAGCCCUGCCCCUCUGGUCCCACGGCCAGACCUAUCUUACAGCCUGCGCAGAGCUCCCUGUAAAGCCCCCCACCAAGGGCCCACCAACUGAUGCGUUACUGCUCAGCAUCCCAGCGUUCAACAGCCAAGUGCAGGAGCCGCCCUGAACGCAUCCAUUCAGUAUCUGUUUUUGUGUUCAUUUAUUUUCCUUUUUAGUUAUUGGGUUUUGCUCAGGAUGUUGCAUUUGUUCAGUUUAUCGCAAGGACUAUACAGUAAUAUGAACUGAUGUGAAUUUGUCUUGAAGUCUUCUUUGGAUAAUUAAGCAAACCAUUGAUUGCCUCACUACUUCAUUGAGCAUUUAUAUUCACUGAGCAAAGCAAAUAUUUAAAUAAAUGUCAACAAUUA